Messenger RNA from Linum trigynum, 4819 nucleotides. NCBI's taxonomy places the organism in Eukaryota, Viridiplantae, Streptophyta, Magnoliopsida, Malpighiales, Linaceae. The record is from the annotation of a GenBank genome assembly.
GACUUUCCAUCAUGAUUAGCAAGCCCACUAAGUAUAGCGUAUGUUUUCUUAUGGUGAUUGAUACUUCAAUUUUCAUAGUAGAGUUUCAUGUAAUUUUCUCAAUUUUAAAAUUCUUUCUCUCUCCUUAAUUUUUGCUAAAGGUAAAUUGGUAAUUGGCUAACAUGGAAAAAACUAAUUUUGUCACUAUGUGUUGUGUCUUUGCAUUUUUCAAUUUAAAUUUUGUGGUUUUUAUCUUUGUUUUUAUCUCUUUCUAACUUCCUCAAAAAUUUCCUCCAUCGUACAAUAGUUUGCGCCCCUUUCACUUCCCAGUACAAGGCGACCUUUGAAAAUCGAUCAUUCGGUAUCUCUUGGCACGCGGUUUUAUUGUUGGGGAUUUAAGUUGGGCAAGUAAAAGAGUUUAAUCAAUAAUGGAGUUGCAGAAGGAGGAUUCGAAAUUGAAUUUUUGGUUGAAACAUAUGUCUCUUGAGAUAAAAAUUUGGUUGUACAAUGAAGAGUGGUGGCUAUUGGAUCUUUAUGUUUAUGAUUUUUACAUCUAUCACAACCUAUUUAUAUCUUAAAACGAGGAAUCAUUGAUUGAUUUAUUGAAGUAGGUCGAUUCUUUAUUCAACCUACUGGAACUGAUAGACAAGGAGUGUGUAAUUUUGUGCAUUAUUACUUUGAUUGAGUCUAUUAGUAUGUUGGAGAUAACCCUAAUUUUGUCGUUUGCUCUCAAGUUUUGAUGAUCCCCUCUUAGCUGAGUUGUUAGUAUAUAGUUGACUUGAAUCAACAACUCUCCAUUUCUUUUUGAUUAGUGACAUAUUGUUCAUUAAUGGAGCGCAUUAAACCCUUAUGUAGGAUUGUGAGGUGAUUUAGUUUCAAACUAUCUAAUGGCCGUGUGGAAUUUCACUGAGCUUUUAUACCCUCUUUUUUGACAAUCAACUAACCAAUAGUAUUUUAACGAUGACUUAAUUAUCAUUAUGAAAAUGAAAUUAAUGAUACAUUUUAUAUUUUAUAUUCUUAAAUGAUGAUGGUAUUUCUCUGAAUGUUAGACCUACAUAUUCUUUCUUUAUGUAUCAUCUCAAUCGAAGGAUUGUCAAUAAAAUUAAACCGGUUGAUUGACUUAACAUAACAUAAAAAUAAAAAUAAUCGAAUAAAAACAUUCCGGCCAAUGGGCCGGGUUAUAAGCUAGUAUAAUUAAUUAUCCUAUAUUCUUAUGCCCCGUAAGUGUUGCAUUCAAAUCUCAAACCAUCCACGUGGCAUGCUAUGACCGGAUAUGACAACAUCAUCCCCACAAAUUAACACGACACCUCACAGCCUGACGUGGCUCUUUAAUCCUACGUGCACUCGUACAGCGCCAGCUGUACAACUAACCUCCGCUCUUUCCAAAUUCCAUGUUUCCCAAUCUCCGUCAACCAUUAUUACACAACUCAGCCAAUGAUAUCUUGACACAUCACCAUCCCGCGUUUUUGGCUGCGGGAACACUCGUGCAGACCGUACUCCUCCGUCACACUGGAACGGACUAUAAAACGGAGGAAGAAAGCUUCAUCUACAAGCUUCGUUUCUUCCAUAUAUACAAAGCCCCUCUAAACCCCUGUCUCUCUCUCUCUCUCUCGCUCUUUUCUGCUCCGGCCGCGCGAUUGCUCUCGGUCUCGUCUCGCCGGCAGAAAAACCUCUGAAAUUAUUCGUUUCAAAGCGCUGAAAUUAGAUGCCGUUCACUCUCCCGCCGGGUUGCCGGUUCUACCCUUCCGACCAGCAGCUGCUGUGUUACUACCUGUCCAAGAAGAACGACGUAGAAAGCGACUAUCGAGGGGAUGAUGGCAAUGGAUACGAUUUGAUAAAGGAGCUCGACUUGUAUGAUUACGAGCCGUUUGAUUUGCCGGGGGAUUCCUGUUAUUCGUACGGUUCAAUGGGGAUGAAGAAGCACUGGUUCUGUUACGCGAAAGUUAGGGUUUCGAAGGGGGGAAACAGGGGUGAUGGGAGGAGGCGCGCCAAGGGAGGGUAUUGGAGAAGGAUUGGUAAGGUUAGAGACGUGGCGGACGCCACCGGGAAUGCGGUUGUUGGUACCAGGACUCGAUUUGUGUUUUAUUUGGGGAAUUCUAUGAAGAGUGCUCUGAGGACUGACUGGGUGUUGUACGAAUACGCGCUGAUUGAUCACUCCAAGGCUUCUUUUGUCUUGUGUAGAGUAUUCGUUAAGACCCGUGGUGGAACUAGUGUGUCUGAGAAUCUGUUAAGUUCGUGUGCUGAAGAAAGUGUUUCUGCAUUACGCCACAUUGGCGUCCAAUGUGAUGGACUUGGCUCACCUGGUAUUACUGAAACCACUGUGCCACAAGAAAAUUCUGAUGAGCAAAAGAAUGAUUUGCCAGAGCACUUCUUGAGGCAGAACAAUGAGCUGGAGGAUGCAGUCACGAAUUUUCCAGGCUCUAAUCCCAGAUAUCAGCACCUACUAAAUGAGCUGGUUCGGAAUCCUGGGCUUAUUGGAGGAAACUUGUUCCCUGACAUGCACCCUCACGAGCAGUUACUAACCAUUAUGGAGGGAGAUUACAUAGAACUGGAUGAUCUUCUUGUCGAUCUUCCAAGGGAAACACAUUAGUAGGGAUUAGUUCUGUUGAACUUGUGGAUAUUAGUCCAAGCCAAUAGGCUGCUCCAUUUGCCUAGAAUCCAUGUACUGGAAUGAGACUGUUUAAUCCCUUUUGUAAGGGAAAAACAUGAUGAGACUGUUAAGAACCAAGCUUUGUACAUCCACUCAAGCGAACUAUGAUAUUACUUUCAAAUUUCAAUGUUCAAUGGAGACAUACAUCAUGGCUAGAUGAAACUGCAGCUUGAGGUAAGCUUUCAACUUCAUAAGCUCUUAUUCCAGUUUUCAUCCAGGAGAAAACAAUAGACAACAUGGUUCAAUGUUUGCUGUUCUUGUGCAGAUUUUUUCUCAAGCCUGCAACACACCGAUCCUCAUUCACGGGUUGUGAUAUGUUGAAUUGUACUCUGUGAGAAGAUGAAACGGGAGGAACGGGGGAAGAAGAGUUGUUCACUUCUGUAAGCUGCCUUUUCUAUCUGGGUUUACCAUCUUGUGCUGGCUGCUGUUUUGGUGCAGUGAUCUCAGUUCUUUGCAUCAAUGACUGAAAUCACGCCUCACAAAUUGCCCUGCUUAUAGGUUUGUUAGUAUAUUACAUUUGUAACAAGCUACUGCACUGGGUAUUAUUUACUUAGAGAGGCCCUUGGAUCAGAAACCUUAGAUGUCAUUUGCUUAUGACUCACCUUGGUUAGGCAAAUCACUACAACGGAAGAAAGUAGCUUGGAUCUCACACCAACCCAUAUGAGUUCUUUGCUUGUACUUUGUUGGAUAAUAGUCAUAAUCUACCAUGGUUUAUGUGACAGGGCAAUUGAAUGAACAUCAUAUUAGCCAUCUCUUAUUUUCUGGGCUCCUGGGGUUAAUUCCCCUGUUGCUGCAGUUACAGAGUUACCCUAAAGGAAGGGUUCAAGUUAGUCUUUACAUUCAUGUGACAAUGUGAAUGCGGUGGUAAUGCACAUGACAAUACUGCGGCUGGCGGAUGGGGUAAGUUAUGGAGCAGCGGGAAGGUGAAGUUUGUUGCUUUGUUAGUAAUAUUUUCAUUUUAUUAAGCUGGCAGUGGUGGCAGGCAGGCAGCUACCUUGCUAGCUAGCUUUCAAGUUUCCCAAGUCGUCCUCUUUUUUAUUUUAAAGAAAGUCCCCAUGUGGUUGGGAAACACCCUACAGCUGUGCCAAUUUUCACGAUGAAUUUCUUAAAUGUGCAUGAUGUUCUUUUCUGUGUGUUGAUGUUGUUCAAGCCUAGGGUAGGAUAAAGGAUUGAUGGGCAGGAACAGUAGAUUUGGUUGGCCUCUUCUCUUAUUCAAAUAAACCACAGGAUCAAGCAUUUGAAGUGGUCUUGCAUAUAGAGAACUUACCACCCAUAUGACAGGUUUGUUUGGACCGGACCGUCUGAUUGCUCCUCCGGAUUGUAAAAUCGUAUUAGAGGCUGUAGCUAAAAGCAAAGAGGUCAUUACAUGAGCUGUGAGGUGGGGUUUGGUUGGGUGCAUAAGCAAAGCAUUUAUUAGAUUAGAUGGUUGACACCUAGAAAUACCCAAAAACACACAAACAUUGGGUGCGUUAUGUAGUAAGCAAUGGUAGGGUGGAAAUUUGGUUUUGUUUAUGCUUUUUAUGUAUCGGGGGAGGGAGAGGGACUGACAUAUGGGGACUAUGGGAGGGACACUUUUUGUUUGUGGGUGCCAAUUAUUAAUGCAAUAUGCUGAGAGAGGGAGAUGGGGGGAAGAAAUGAAUUUGGAGGAAGAAAGGGUUGCAUUCGUCAAAGCCUCUCUUUCUACAACUCAAUGAUUUAUUAAUGCAGCAAAACAUAGCAUCCUCCUAGGGUUGUUUCCUUCAUGUAUUUGAAAGUAACAAAUAUGUGAGAUUCCCGAAUUUUGAGGGUUGAGAUUUUGAAAUUCAUCGUUUGUGGCCAAUUAUCUCUUUUAUUUUCUUUCUUUUUUCAUACCAAUGAGGACAAUAAAAGACAAUUUCAAAACUCAUCGGGUGUUAAUAAAAUCUUCAUUUUUCAAAUCCACGUAGCAAACGACCCUUCUUUUCGUCUGAAUCUCUAAUUCUAUUCUCUAGUCCUUCUAAACUAUGUCUCCAAUUCUAUCAAAAUCUAUCUUUUUAUUUAUUUAUCUUAGAAAUUUAUGUGCAUAGCCAUGCAACUUAUUGAUAGUAAAAAUCAUGACAUAUAUCCUUGUCUGAUUAGCUACCGAUGUGGAGAUGCGAAAACCAUAGCUCUAUACAACGAGCCGAACCUGUAUUGAAUUUGACGGGGUUCAAAUGAAGCGGCAUCAUUCUG